Messenger RNA from Ectocarpus siliculosus, 1318 nucleotides. Lineage: Eukaryota; Phaeophyceae; Ectocarpales; Ectocarpaceae. The record is from the annotation of a GenBank genome assembly.
AUGUGGUUCAAGGACAGCAGGAGGCGGAAAUCCCACCAUCGAGAGUCCUGCAACCUCGCAAGGUACCCAGGUUGGAGUGGACUUUCACUCAACGCGUACAUAGCGGGGGUCAAGGUCACCGACAAGGCUCCUGACUCGUCGGCGGGUGCUCCAAGCGUGGGUAACGUGGGCUUGAGCGAGGUGCAAUGGCCUGAGGGCAUCAAAGAGAUUCACCUGCUGCUGUUCCACGAGGCGGUUGAAGGGCGGUGGGUUUGGAACGCCUUUCAUUCUGCGCGCUCCGACUUUCCUUCGGGCCUUCUGACUGCACGUGUUGAGGCCCUUUCAAUCGUUCGCUUGUUGGAGCGAAUUUUCCUUAGGCCUGCGGGCGAUCUUUCUUGGACAAGCUUUUGACCAGCCCAUUGAAGACAUCGUGUGGCCGCACAGACCUGAGAGACUGCCUCUCUGCGGCUGCAAUCAGCCUAUUGACAACGUGAGGUAGCCGCCGGCGCUGAAAUCCUUGGAAUUUUCAACACCGUCGGGGAUUCGCCUUCUGGAAAUCCCGAGCACGCGUUUACGCGAGCUUGAUCUUGUCGGUGUCUCCGACUCUCCCUUCACUACUUUGCGGGCGAGUCUUGAGACUCUUUGGCUUGGCGACAGCUUCUGUCAGCCGCUUGAAGGCGUUAAGUGGCCGAGUGGGCUUGUCACUUUGGGGCUUGGUUCUACUUUUACAGGGCUCGACAGUGUUUCGUGGCCCUCGAAUCUUUGAAAACUGCUGGGUAGACGAUAUAGAUUGAGCAGAGUUCCCCCUGGUUGCAGGGUGAACGUCGUGAUGGAUUUCUACACUGAGAGCGCUGUUUGGGGUGUUGAUAAUGAACAUGAUUGUUCCAUGACCUGGAGUAUUUGGACGAUUUUUCCCAUCUGUAUGGGCUUUUUGGGUGACGGGAAUAUGGACUAACUCGAGGUCUACGACCAGCAGGAGGACUACGAAAUAUUGAGAGCACGAGCGUGCCUUGUCUACAGUUGGCGCCCGCAGUUAAGAAAUAUUUUGUUAAGAAAUUGAGGCUCACUUUUUCACGAAAAACAAGAAAAUAGGGUUAAGAACAUAGCUCAAUCUGGGUCACACAACAAGAAAUGUCUCAAUAAGAAACACAGCGGCGACCGCUGCCCUACUACAUAAGAAACGAGGGUUUACGGGGGAGUGUGUCGAAUAAGAAACAAACCCCACAGCUCUCUCGCUCUUUCCCCCUCUCCCCCUACCCCCCCCUCCCAUAGUGCAUUAUUAUUAGUUGUACGACGAGGGGGAAGUGUUUUUUUUGCGGCGCCCCCUCCGGCCCCCUGC